Messenger RNA from Phialemonium atrogriseum, 1275 nucleotides. RefSeq lists its product as uncharacterized. The transcript is spliced from 5 exons. NCBI's taxonomy places the organism in Eukaryota, Fungi, Ascomycota, Sordariomycetes, Cephalothecales, Cephalothecaceae. The record is from RefSeq and is a predicted model, not a curated record. Bases 1 to 1131 code for a protein of 376 amino acids.
AUGGAGUCAAAUUCGGGAGUUAUGGCGAUUGCUUCCAUAUUUAACAUAGAGUCUCUUAACGUAACCGGACCGCUGUUCACUGUCACACAUAGCGACACACCGGAUGCCUCAAGUCUUGACGAAUCGGUGAUGUCACAGAGUGCGCUGCCGAGACCAUGGCUGAUGGAAAUACCGGUGUCUCCGAACGACGAGCCAGAGAUGCCCACUCCCUAUGCGAUUGCAUCCACCUACUAUCCGGCUUCUCAGCCUUUUUCAGAACCAAAGGAAUGCGUCUAUUUCCAGUCAUAUGACAACCCUUCUACGAUUGUAGAACUUUGCCGGGGCAAGCUGGGCUGGUAUGUGGCAGAGCUAAUCGACGCCCCUGAUGCGGCCAGCUGCACACGGUUGGCAGCGUUGAGUUAUCCCGGUUCUAGCAUGAUCCACCUGUUCUAUGUGACGACCAGUGGAACCAUUUGUGAUCUCGCCUGGUCCCCGGGAAACGGGUGGUCCGCAGGCUAUCUGACUGCUGAAACGGCCCCCAAAAUCUCACCAUGGUCAUCUCUAAGCGCCCUGCGAUCAGCCAACUGUGCAAAGUUGUAUUAUCAACGCGAUACGAAGCUUUGCGAACUCGCGUACGACUUCAAUGUCCGUGAGCUAUGCUACACUGAGUUGGCUAAUGCAGACAGAGGUACUGCCAUCGCCUCAGUCUCGUAUGCCGGCAGUGAGGGGACGAGCUACCACGUUUUUUACCAAGACGACGGCAUGCUGUGGGAGCACCGAUCCCAAGGAGAGGUCCUGACAACCUCCAGCUUGCCGUCACUGACAAAGAUGCCGCCUCAACGCACCUCUCUCUCGGCUAUCUCCUGGUUCACUCAAAGAGCAUAUAUCCGGCUAUAUUACACGUCGGAAACGGGUCAGAUUUGCGAGUUACUAUGGGACGAGCGGGCUGGUUGGAAGCAACGACUGAAUCUUUCCGACAAUGCUACUCCGAAUCUUCAACCGUGUGGCGGGGCUCAUAUCUCAGCGAUGCAGAUGGACAGAGGGGAUAGGAUCCGGGUCUACCGCAACUCCUCUCCCGAGGGGCUAGUCCAAAUGGCCUUUUCGAAGACCAGCAAGAACCCAAAGGUCAGAGCCUUGCCUGCCUCAAAAUAAUCGACCCUAGCCCUGUCAUGCCUUCAAAGGCACAGGUACUGAGUACCUACCUCUCGGUACUUAUGAGGCUCUGCUCGGGUUACCUACACAAGACUGAUUGGAAGUGUGGUCUGCCCAACUUGGAAGUGCACGAAGCCUAAAACU